UUAAAUGAACGGCAGAUAAUCAGACGGUUUUACAAAAUAACGCCAUGGCAUUACCAUUUCUACCCGGGAAUUCCCGAAAUAGACAGCUGGGGAAGGACAGGUUCCACAAAUCCCAACAUUUUGAUUAUUCCAACGGAGUCCCUUUGCUGGUGGGAACCGAGAAGCCGGGCAUCGGAGGAGAGCUGCUACUCGGCCAGGAGAUCAAACCAAAGUUUUCUGUCUACCCCAAAGGAGAGGGCAGCGAUCUACCUGCAUGGGUGGCCUUCGACAAACAG
Molecule: messenger RNA, 275 nt
Organism: Notothenia coriiceps (black rockcod)
Lineage: Eukaryota; Metazoa; Chordata; Actinopteri; Perciformes; Nototheniidae
Product: EF-hand domain-containing family member C2-like
Exons: 2
Source: RefSeq, a predicted model, not a curated record